This is a messenger RNA of Drepanopeziza brunnea f. sp. 'multigermtubi' MB_m1, 1236 nucleotides long. RefSeq lists its product as uncharacterized. Gene Ontology annotation, molecular function: N-acylphosphatidylethanolamine-specific phospholipase D activity; zinc ion binding. Lineage: Eukaryota; Fungi; Ascomycota; Leotiomycetes; Helotiales; Drepanopezizaceae. Gene Ontology annotation, biological process: N-acylethanolamine metabolic process; N-acylphosphatidylethanolamine metabolic process. The record is from RefSeq and is a predicted model, not a curated record. Gene Ontology annotation, cellular component: membrane-bounded organelle; cytoplasm.
AUGUCCGGCAGCAUGAAAGCUGCGGCUGCGGCGAUCUACGCCUGCACUGUGAGCGCGCCUUCAACACUAGGCGCUGUACCAGAAGACGCGGCGGAACACAAACACCACGUAAAGGAUGGCAAGGGCUUCACGAACCCAUGGGAUAGCUGGAGGGAGAUGAGCGGGCCACAAAUCGGGACGUCCAUGGCCUGGAGGAAGCUUACCGGCUCUCUCAAUUACCCCGACACCACCCCGCCGACUGUCACCGUGAUCGAGCCCACCUUCCUACCCUCCCGCACUGCCUGCGCUGCCCUCCGCGCAACCUGGCUCGGCCAUGCUUGCUACUAUGUCGAGUUCCCGUCCGGCUUGCGCGUGCUGUUCGACCCCGUCUUCGAGGAGCGCUGUUCCCCCUUCUCCUGGCUGGGCCCGAAGCGCUAUACGCCGACACCAUGCCGCAUCACCGCCCUGCCCGUCGUCGACCUCGUCGUCAUCUCACACUCCCACUAUGAUCAUCUAUCCCACCCAACAGUCAAGGAACUGCACAAGAACCACCCCGAGGCGCAGUUCUUGGUCGGCCUGGGCCUGAAGAAAUGGUUCCAGGAGUGUGGCAUUGAGAAGGUGGUCGAGAUGGACUGGUGGCAGGACGUCGAUGUUACUCUCUCUCCGAGUAAGGGCGAGAAAAGGAUCUCUACCGCGUCGCCGGCAGCGGAGACGGAGACCUCGCCACCGGCAGAUGGAGAAGGCAGUAUCACAGCGCAGAUCUCGUGUCUACCAUGCCAACACACAUCCGCCCGAACCGCGUUCGACAAAGGUCACACGCUGUGGGCAUCUUGGGCCGUCUCCUCCGGCGGCAAGAGCGUGUGGUUUGGCGGCGACACGGGAUACCGUGCUGUGCCCGAAGUACCAAAGGGCGUGGAUGAUUACGGUGAGACAUACAAGGACUUGCCGCGCUGUCCGGCUUUCAAGCAGAUUGGGGACCUAAGGGGACCUUUUGAUCUGGGACUCAUCCCGAUCGGGGCAUACGAUCCUCGAUAUGUCAUGAGUGCGAUGCACGCGAAUCCGUUCGACAGUGUUAAUAUUUUCAUGGACACGAAUUGUAAGAGAGCGAUGGGUAUACAUUGGGGAACGUGGGUUCUUACUACUGAAGAUGUAUUGGAGCCGCCUGUCUUGCUUAAGAAAGCGAUGAAGCAGAAGGGCCUACCAGAGACAGGUGUCUUUGACGUGUGCGAUAUUGGGGAGAGCAGGGAGUUUCAAUGA